Hypanus sabinus (Atlantic stingray) is the source of this 6455-nucleotide messenger RNA. RefSeq names its product polymerase (DNA-directed), delta interacting protein 3 (gene poldip3). Gene Ontology annotation, biological process: mRNA export from nucleus. Gene Ontology annotation, molecular function: mRNA binding. Gene Ontology annotation, cellular component: nucleus. Lineage: Eukaryota; Metazoa; Chordata; Chondrichthyes; Myliobatiformes; Dasyatidae. The transcript is spliced from 9 exons. The coding region runs from base 530 to 1846 and encodes 438 amino acids. The record is from RefSeq and is a predicted model, not a curated record.
UUUCCUCUUUAAAUUACGCGCCCAUGAGGUGUCUGAGAGGCUGUUACCCAAGGCCCAGCCCUUCAGUGUCCGGUGACAGGCAGGACCCCAGUCCAUCCCCACCGAGAUCUGCAUUGGCCGCACCGAAAUUCAGUGCAUAGCCCUGUUGCCUGCUCGUCGGCAUGCGAGGAGACCAACACCUUUCGGGCAGACCGAGUGCCGUCCUGCCCCUUCCAGCAGCACCUAAUGUCUGCGCUCCUCUGAUCCUCCACCUCGCAGUGGAGGGUCCAGGAUAAAGGCCGGGAGCUGGGGGCUGGCCGUCCCCAGUGAUUGCAUUGAUGGUGAGCGACAUCGAGGGGCCGUGUCGCCUGUUUAAGUCGCAGCAAGUGUCAGCAGCCGAUGGCAGGGUGCGCUCCCGAAUCCCACGCCUGACGCCGGGCUGUGAUUUCGAAAUUUUGAUCCGGUUGCGCUUUUACUCCCCGCACCACCCUGAGCCGCGCCGGCCGCCGUGCCCAUCCCCCACCGCCCGCCCAGCUCGAUCCGUACGGCCAUGGCGGACUCCUCGCUGGACGACAUCAUCCGGAGGCGCGGGCUGCGCGUUAAAGGCAGACCGCUAUCGAGUCCCAGGCCCGUUGUUGGUGGUGUUAAGUCGCGGAUUGGAGAUCAGUUUGUAAACUUAAGCACAAGCUGGCCAGCCAGCAGCUUUCAGAGGACUUUUGAUGCCCGGCAGAAGAUUGGCAUCACAGAUGCCCGGCAGCGGUUAACCAUGAGAGACGCUCGCGAUCGCUUGGGACAGAAGGACAUGCGCUCAAAAAUAACCGGGGGCACCCCAAAGGUUCUUGACGCCCGUGAAAUGAUCAAUUCAAGGAAAAACCAGGAUGCGAGUGAAAAGGGGCUGGCAGUGAAGAAGGUUUUGGAUGCUCGGGAGCGACUGAGUGCCCGGAGAAGUGCUCCAGCAGUGGCCACUGCUCCAGCCUCAGGAACCAUCAACACGGGAGGAAGGAUAACCAAAACAAUCCAAGUACCACAGAAGAAGUCUUCUGCUCCCGUGUUGUCACAUCCCUUGGGAAUGCAGAUUAAUGUGGUGAAUGAUCAAAGCCCUGGCCAGGUUAUUGAUGAAGAGGAUAUUGAAGAGGAGGAGGAAGACCAUAUUCUACGUUCAAUCCCCAUGGCAAACAAAACCAUGAAAGUCACCACUACAGUUGCAAACAACUUCACUCAAAAACGGCCUGGUUUGAGUGCCUCAAAGCUGUCUCUUGCAAAGUCUGUUCCGUUGACCAAAGUGGUCCAGAACGACUCGUACACUGCUCCUCCACAGCCUCCCCUCACCCUCACUCGCUCGGGACCUUCGACAAAUGUAUCAAGAGCACCAGCCCUCGCAGUGGAGCAGGAGCCAGCUGAAGAUGUGAAGCCUCCAGAGCUAAAUCUGAGCCCAUUGGAAGGAACGAAAAUGACUGUGAAUAAUCUCCAUCCACGUGUGACUGAGGAGGAUAUAGUGGAGCUGUUCUGUGUUUGUGGCGCUCUAAAGCGUGCCCGCCUCGUACACCCAGGAGUUGCAGAAGUCGUCUUCGUCAGAAAGGACGAUGCCAUCACGGCUUACAAGAAGUACAACAACAGAUGUUUAGAUGGUCAGCCAAUGAAAUGCAACCUUCACAUGAAUGGAAACGUCAUCACUUCAGAGCAGCCAAUCCUGUUGAGACUGAGCGACAGUCCAGUGGUGAAGAAGCCCGAGCUCCCCAGGGUCAAGCCCCGUCCAUCCAACCAGCCUCCGGCAGAGGUCGACCCGGAGAUCAUCCUGAAAGCGCUCUUCAAAUCCUCAGGACCCUCGACAUCAGCCCAUCCCACCGCUUUCAAGAUCAAACUCUAACUUGCAUCAGUGAGACCACCUUCAGACUCGACCACAGCCCAAUUCCUCGGCCCCUGGUGUCUUAAUAGUUUCCUGACCUCCUUUAGGUCCCUUCCACCUGAUGCUGUCGGGGCAGUAGCUGAGGUCCCCUCUGCCCUAUCACAGAUGCAUCAUUCUCUCUGGCCCUGUCCGUCAGCAUGCCAUCUCCUGACCUGCUUGGCCAGGCCAGUGAACUUGCCUCAUUGCAUUAAGUGCAUUCCUGUGCUGGUGAUAUAGGUUGUUCCACGGGCCGAUCUGAUCACGAUGCUACCAUGGACAUUGCUCAUUUCACCCGUCUCUGAUGGAAGGUGGCUUGCGUGACAGAGAUGUGGUGCUUUAACUUACCCAGUCUCUCAGGAGCUCCACUUCUCCCCACAGGGAACAGAGUUGAACCACGUUUCUGUGCUCUGAGCAGCCCCUCACCUUGUUAUUCUCACACACCUUCCCCAAGUUUGACCAAGGAAAGGCAGCAGACUAGAUCAGUGUCCCUGGCAGGAGUAAACUGCAUUCCCUACUUGUUUUAUUGAUCACCAUUCCCUUUUUAUGGUGCAGGCAGACUUAAUUACAACGCUGUGUAUAAUACUAAUAUGAUGAGACUGGCUUCUCACCGACUGCAUGUUCAAACAUGUGCUUGGUUUUGCAUGGUUUAAGCCACAAGCCCAGGCCUGACGGGAGCUCGUCUGCACUCUGCGAGGGCUGUGGUUCCAGGUGUUGCUGAGGGCAUUCACAAGCAGCCAAAUGGAGCCACUUGGGGCAAAGACUCAGCUGUCACUGCUGCCCCUCCCACUCUCGCUGCAUCUCUCCAUGCAGCUGCCAGCAGUUUUGCGGACUCAGAAUUCCAUUUGAGAUUCUACAUUAAAGCUUUACUUACCCACCCUGGAGAAUUUCUCCAGAUUAGUCGAGAUGUAUGUCUCCUGUGUUUGUUCGGGCUGCUGUCUCCCUGCACCAUGAGGAACCUGGACUGCUAAAGAGGUGAACUGCCAGGUACACUGAUACCUGGCACUCAAACGACAGGCCUCAGCAGGGGAGCUGGCUUGCCCGGAACUUCCUACAUUUAAUAAAUGUGGCAAAAGUAUUUGAUCAUCUCAUUUAAUAAGUUCUUCGGCCUCUUGUCCAAGAAGUGGAAGAAUUUCACAGCCUAAUGGGUGACCUUGUGAGAGAUAAAGGAUCUAGAUCAGAAAUAUUUUGCCAAUACAAGGUCAUGUUGUGUUUAAAAGGAAAAUGUGUUCAGUUUACUGCUUGUGGCUUGCAGUCAGAGGUCAGUGAUGGGGUGUCCAUCUAAGGCAGGGGUUUGCUACCUUUUUAACACCAUGAACCAAUACCAUAAAGCAAGGGGUCCAUGGACCCCAGGUUGGGAACCCCUGGUUUAGGGUGAAUUAGCCCAUGUCUGCAAGGAUAAGUAGAUCAUAUUAAAGAAUUAUAACAAAGAGAAAAAGGUCCUCCCCUAUUUGAUCAGAAUAACUCACAUUCUGUCAUUUCAAAAUAUUCUUGAAGUUUUUGCCGCUUUCCCUUUGCUCUGGGGAGUUUCACUCCCAGGGACUAGCAACAGGAGCAGAAGAACGUGGACCUCUAGCUCUGCACAUUUGGCAGGUUCCUCAAUUUCCAGACCUUUCCUAGAUCGUUUCUAUAGUGUAAAUUCCUGUUUGUGUUUAUUUUUAGCUGUAAGUCAACAUGACUGGGUGAUCAUUUAGGGAUUAUAUCGAGGAGGAGGGUGUAAUUUUUACUCAUGGUUGAAGCGUAUGAGCGUCAGUGAAGCUCAAUCUUUUUUUGCGUGCUUUGAGGCAAUGCUGCUGAACAGGUUGGUGCCUGGCAUCAGGAUAUACAGCGCUCGGUUUAGGUGGAAAGAGCAUAGGAUCUAUUGUGAUAAUAAUAAAUGGUUGUAGUCAACAAUACCUGAAUACUGACUGAACUAUAGUCAGAAUGAGAUGCAGGCCCCUACUUGUGUUGGUUGAUUCAUUGUUGAGGAAGAAUCAAUGGCAAGACUCAAAUUCUAAAUGCCUCUGAUGUAUUGCUGACUGGUUAAAACGUGCCCACUAUCUGCACAUUCACUUUGAUCAGAAAGGGGAAGAUAAGGGGGAUGUGUGGGAGAGAGCUUUUUUCCCUAAUAAAUCAGUGGUAACUGUAUGAUUCCCUUUGGGAAUGGAUUAGGCCAAAAGAACAGACCUGUAACCCUGUCCCAACAACCACACAUUAUUUUUGCUCCACCUGUAUCCAAGGUAGCUGGAUCUUCCCCCACUCUCACUCUGUUUUUCUGGGCGGUUCUGGCUACCUGCUGUGUUGUCCAUGCUGGAGAGCAGCUGCUCAGAGACUAAUGGAGCUCAGAUUAGUGCUGAGCUGUCCUCUGUUCCUGUACCAAGACAGGCCACGGUCUCACUUAAACCAUAAAUGGAGAUGCAUCAUCCACUGAAGUCCAACCACUCGCCUUUGUGUGGAGUCAGCCUUGGCACAGGGCAGCGCUGGGUGGAAGAGAUCCAAAGGCACUUCUUCAACAAGAUGGAAAAUAUCUUCUCCUUAACCAAAGUCAUCAGACCUGCUCGUUUCUCUCCUGGCUGCCUGGGGAUCUUGUUGGUUGUGUUUCUGACAUUAUCACCGGCACCUUGGUUGACUAGAUUGGUUUGAACACUAUUGUUAAGCCCCGAGUGCGUGCAGGCUCUCUCUAAGAUGUCUUGAAUGUUGUGCAGCCGUGGUGUCCUAUCCACUUAGACCAUCUUGUUUCACCCCCGACAGGGUUCCAAUAAAAUCUGGAGCUGCCUACCGAUGUCUUCUGUGUGAAAAAUACCAGAACCGUAACCACGGAUAUGUUCCACUUGGGGCGGGUGAAUUAGUUUGAAAUGUACUUUUGAUUUUUUUUUAAGAAGUAAAGCCUCCAGGAACACUUGGUUUAGCUAUAGAUGUGCAUUAGACCCACAGAUUUUGUUGUUAGUGCUCAGUAGGGAUGAGCUGUGUCUCAACUUUGUAAGUGUGGUCCUAUCCUCUCCUGUACUUGAGAUGCAUGUAUGUGAAUUACCUGAGACUCACAGUCUGCUCACUGCUGUUCCAGAUGCUGUGGUGCUGAACUUGUGUGUCAACUCAGGAAAGGUACUGUAACUCAAGAUCAAGUCAAGGGAUAUAAUUUGGGCUUGGUUAUGGUCUGAGGCGGGCUCCCAUGUUCUGGAUGCAGAAUAAAGGCAGCUGCAGGUGAACACAGGCAGAUCCACACCCCUUGUAACACCAAGGGCAGUGCUCUCACCAUUUUGACAUCAUGCACACAAUCUCAUGUCGUUAUGCCUGGACAGUGGCCUUUGUAAGCAGGUUUGGCGUUUGACCAUUUUAAACUGUGCUUUGUGCACCUGUCAAAGACCAUGUCUGAUACAGACCAGCACCGGGUGUCAGACAGGUUGUGUAAAUAUGUUUACCUUAAACAGUGUGUUCGGUUCCUCAUUUACAAUACAACUAAAUAGAUAUUGUACAGAAAAUACUUGUCUGUUGUCUUUCUUUCAUACAUUAAAAGUUAAAGGUACACAAUGCAUUGUUUGUAAAGUUGUGCAGCACACACAGCCUGCCUGCUGAGCAGUAUUAACCAGUUACUUGGUAACUUGAUUUGAUCCAGAUCUGCUCUGCAGUCCCUCUACAGAAUAGAGCUAAUCUCAGUAACAUACACACGCACAAUCACCCCUACCUCAAUGCCCAAUCAAAACAAAAAGCUGCAGUUCCUUCAUAUCAGGUGUUAUUUAGUCUUCUAUUCUCUGGAAGUUUUGUGUCUUCCUGUUCAUGACUCAUCCCUCAACAAAUUUAACCAUCAUUGCUCCACUUUGUGGGAGCUGUGUGCAAAUUGGUUGACAGGUUCUGCACAACACUUUACUGGCUGUAGACCAGUUUGGGACAUUUUGCAAGGAAAUGAAAGAUAAAAUAAGUACAAAUCUUCACAUUACCUACUUGUUGCUGUUCCUUGUACAUGGGCCUCGGUAUCUCAACCCAACGAUCAUGCUUGGUUCUUAAAAAGAAUUACUCAGUUACACACUAAUGUUCCUUUCCCAGCAGCCCAGCCAAAUACUCCAUUUUCAGAACGUAUCCAGUUCCAUUUUCAGCUUGGCCAUUGAUCGUUUCCACUGCCCUUUCAUGAAGAGCAGUUCACAUUGCAGAUCACGGCAUCAAAAAAGUCUCGGCCCGAAAUGUCGACAGCACUUCUCCCUAUAGAUGCUGCCUGGCCUGCUGCAUUCCACCAGCAUUUUGUGUGUGUUGAUCAAAAAACUCUGAUCAUCUGCCCAUGGCUAAAGACAGUGAACCUGCCCCUCCUGUGGUUGAGAUUCUUAUAAAUUCUCACCAGUCUUCCAGCAGUGGUCAGCAUAAUGCUUUACAGCACCACCAAGAUUAGCGUUCAACUUCUGCUGCUGUCUAUAAGGAGUUUAUAUGUUUUCCUUGCGACCACGUGGGACUUUUCCAGGUUCUCCAGUUUCGUCCUGCAUUCCCAAAACAUGGACAAGGCUCUUAAGUUGUGGGCGUACUGUGUUGGUGCCAGAAGUGGGGUGACAUUGUGAACUGUCCCUAAGUGUAUCAUUGGACUGUUGGUCAUUGAUGUAAAUGAUGCAGUUUGAUGUAUACAUGACAAAUA